Molecule: messenger RNA, 5586 nt
Organism: Psammomys obesus (fat sand rat)
Lineage: Eukaryota; Metazoa; Chordata; Mammalia; Rodentia; Muridae
Gene: Rsbn1l
Product: round spermatid basic protein 1 like
Exons: 8
Coding region: 36-2537 (833 amino acids)
Cellular component (GO): nucleus
Source: RefSeq, a predicted model, not a curated record
GGAGCGUCGGAGAGUAAAUACAACAGGAGCGCAAAAUGGCGGAGCCGCCGAACCCAGCUCGCGGCCCCGUGGCCGUCCUCUCGGAGAAGGAAGCGUUCGGCAAACUGCAGCCUUCCUCGCGGGAGCCGCCGGGCCCCGUGUCCGCCAAGAAGGUCCGGACCGAGGAGAAGAAGGCGCCGCGGAGAGUGAACGGGGAAGGGGGCAGCGGCGGGAACGGCCGGCAGCCGCAGCCGCCCGCCGCACCGUCGCCGCAGGGCUACGGCAGCCCGGCGGCUUGGAGCUUCGCGGCUCUGGCCGCCGCCUCCUCCGCGGCCCCUCCCCGGAGCUGCUUCUCCUUCCCCGCGAGCCCCGCCGCCUCGUCGGCCCCCGCGUGCCCGGCUCAGCCGCUGCCGCGCAAGCCGCUGGUCGCCCCGUCGCUGCUGCACGCGCAGCCUCCGCGCGUCCCGCUCCCGCCGGCCGCCGCCAAGCCGCGCAGACCCAAGGAGAAGCGCGACAAGGAGAAGCGGAGGCACGGCCUCGGCGGCGCCGCCCGCGACGAGAACGUGGAGGCGAAACCGCCGCCGCCGCCGCCGCCGCGAGAUAAAAUCAAAGACAAAAUUAAAGAGAAAGAAAAGGAAAAAGAGAGAGAGAAAAAGAAGCAUAAAGUAAUGAGUGAGAUCAAGAAAGAAAAUGGAGAUGUAAAGAUUUUACUGAAAAGUGGGAAGGAGAAACCAAAAACAAAUCUAGAAGACUUACAAAUUAAAAAAGUAAAGAAGAAAAAGAAAAAGAAACACAAAGAGAAUGAAAAACGGAAGCGCCCAAAAAUGUAUAGCAAAUCUAUUCAAACCAUCUGUUCAGGAUUUCUGUCUGAUGCUGAAGAUCAAGAAACCAAAGGCAUCUUAAGUGAUAACAUAAAGGAUUACAUUGGAAAAAAUUUGGAUACCAAGAACAGUGAUUCGAAAAUUCCUAAUAACAGUGACUUUCCAUUUGUGUCAUUGAAGGAGCCACGAGUUCAGAAUAACCUUAAAAGGUUGGACGCUCUGGAGUUCAAGCAGCUCAUUCAUGUUGAGCAGCAGCCUAAUGGAGGUGCGUCAGUCAUCCAUGCCUACAGUAGCGAGCUCUCCUGCCUGUCUCCUGUGGAGAUGCAGAGAUUUGCAGAAGAAUUUGUGGGUUUAGUGUUCAGUGAAAAUGAAAGCUCUGCAGCUUUCUAUGUAAUGGGUAUUGUUCACGGGGCAGCUACUUAUUUACCUGACUUUUUAGACUACUUUUCAUAUAAUUUUCCCAAUUCACCAGUGAAAAUGGAGAUAUUGGGAAAGAAAGAUAUAGAGACAACGACUAUGUCCAAUUUUCAUGCUCAGGUAAAAAGAACAUAUUCUCAUGGUACUUACAGAGCUGGCCCCAUGCGACAGAUAAGCUUGGUGGGAGCAGUUGAUGAAGAAGUGGGAGAUUACUUCCCUGAGUUUCUUGACAUGUUGGAGGAGUCGCCAUUUUUAAAAUGUACAUUGCCAUGGGGAACACUAUCUAGUCUAAAAUUAGAGAGUCGGAAAGAUAGUGAUGAUGGUCCCAUCAUGUGGGUGCGUCCUGGAGAACAAAUGAUCCCUGUGGCUGAUAUGCCAAAGUCACCCUUCAAAAGGAAAAGAACUACCAAUGAAAUAAAAAACCUUCAGUAUCUACCUCGAACCAGUGAGCCUCGGGAGAUGCUGUUUGAAGACAGAACGAGAGCCCAUGCAGAUCACAUAGGACAAGGCUUUGAGCGACAGACUACAGCAGCUGUUGGCGUGCUGAAGGCUGUGCACUGUGGACAGUGGCCUGAUCAACCCCGAAUAACCAAAGAUGUAAUUUGUUUUCAUGCAGAAGAUUUCUUAGAAGUAGUUCAACGAAUGCAACUAGAUUUACACGAGCCUCCACUGUCACAGUGUGUCCAGUGGGUUGAUGAUGCAAAACUUAAUCAGCUGAGGAGAGAAGGCAUUCGCUAUGCCAGGAUUCAGCUAUAUGAUAAUGACAUUUAUUUUAUUCCAAGGAAUGUUGUCCAUCAGUUCAAGACAGUUUCCGCUGUGUGCAGUCUGGCAUGGCAUGUUCGACUUAAAUUAUAUCACGAAGAGGAGGAUACUUGUCACAGUACAGUUACUCACGAAAAAGACAUAAUAUCAUCAGGUCCCAUGUCAUCAGUUUUCGGAGUUCACACAGAGAACGUGAUUUGUGCUGUGAACCAAACCUCAUCAGACUCUGUGUUUCCAGACAAACUUCAUUCUAAAAAUGAAUUACCACAAAUUAAACAUGAACCUAUUGCAUCUAUAAGAAUCAAGGAAGAACCUGUGAAAGUUAAUAUACCUGAAAAGACUAGGACACCAAAUAAUACAGAAGGCAAGAAUGUUAAGGCAAAGUUGGAUCAUGUUCAGUUUUCGGAUUUUCAGAUUGAUAUGGAUUCUAAAUUUGAAAACACCAACAAAGACAUAAAGGAAGAAUUGUGUCCUGGAAGUGUCACUAAUAUUGUUGAUACAAGCCAACAUAGUUCUGUACAUUCAAAUCAAGAUAAAAGUGAUGAAAAUUUGUGCUAAAUUUGUACAUUGCAUUUAAAAUUCCUUUUAAAAAUAAUUCGUAAUAAUGAUUCAUGAAAUCUGAAAGCAAGUGUAGGAACUGCUCUCAAGUCUGUUACAAAUAUAGUUUAUGUAGCUUUGUACCAUUCCUCAGUGCCUGUCCGUAACUGUGAAGGAUCCAGCACCCAGGGCCAGAUGCACUGUAAACAUUGCAGGUUUAAACACAAAGGAGUCUCCAGAAAGUCAUUUGAGUUGGGAGUUUUAGGUUUUAGAAUAGAGCUGACAAAAAUCACAUAAAUAUAUUUUUUUGUAAUAUGAGCCAGAAUUCUUUUUUUUGACAAUUUAAGGUUUUUCCAUAGAGCUUAUUUAUACCAACUUUUUUUCCAUUAUGUGUCAGCACUGUAGUGUAAAUAGCUUAAAAAUCUUUUUAGUGUGAUUUAUAUUGAGAUGUGAGCCAUUUAAUAAAGGUUCAUAAUAAUAAAUGCUUUCUGUUGAGUUUGCGAAACAUACUGACAGUUCAGUUUAAUUAUUUGAUAUAUUAUGUUUCUUUUAAUAUAUACAUGUGGGACGUAAUGGAGGGAAAAAUGUACAUGUUCAGAUCUCGUAAAUAUUUAAAUUUUCCAUACUGUACAAGCAUUCAAAAAACCAGGAUUCAGUUGAAAACAUAUACAUAUAUUUUGUGUUUGUGUGUAUAUACACACGUGUGCUUGGGAUUGUAUAUAUGUAUAUUGUUUUGCACAAUUUCUUAAAUUGGUGAAUAUAUAAAAAUUCUUUGUGCUACUUCCUGGAAUACAUUCUAAAGUAUUUAUGUUCAACAAUAAGGAAAUAAUUAAUAGUUUUCAAAGCUGGGAGAAACUAAUUAUGUCAUGGUUUUUAACCUUGUAAUUAAUGAAGUUAAUGUGGCCAGAUUCCUUAGUCCUAGUGGAAUUUUCCUUGUUAUGUACGUAAAAAGAUUAGAACAUUUUCUAAUAAGCACCAGUAUGUUUAAUAAUAGCUGAGUAAAAAACUGAUAUAUAGAAAAUUUAAUUGUGAGUAACGAAAAGUAUUCUUCUACAUUUCUCCAUAUCACAAACAAUUUUGAACUAAGGGCAAUGACAGUGACUUGGCUGCCGCACAGAUGUAACUAACAAGACACUGUCAGCUUAUCUUUCUCAGGACCCUUCCCCAGUCUGCAAGGCAAAUGUAAGGUGUACGUCCUCCUCUAAGGACGCUCUAGGAAGUUCACUGUGUAGGGAGCAGGCUGGCCCGUGUCUGCAAGGUGAGUAAAGAAGUCUGCACCUGUGGACUUCAGCACAGUUGCAGCCUGCUUCACUUCCAUCAUUAAAAGUUAAAGUAUUUGAUGUGUGUGUGGACGGAAGGAGCUCUAAUCAUCGUGAACGUUUUGUUCGUUGUCUUAUCCUGGGCCCCUGCCUUGAUGAUGACUUUCAGUUGUCUCUCCCUGCCUUGCCUUUUGGGAGAAUACUAUUUCCAUUUCAGUGGGUUCCAUUUUCACCUCAUUUUUGGUGAGCUAUCAAAGCUCAUGCUUCUAAGUUGGUAAGAAACUACUUAGGAAAAUAUAUUUUACCAGAACUGAUAGAAAUAAACAUCAGCAACAGUGAGAGUCUUGUCUCCUGAUUUAGAAGAUAGGCAAAUAAAAUAGGAAAUCUUGGUGGCUUCCAGGAGGAACUCAGGCAUUUUGCUCUGGCAGAAGUUUCAUGGAAACAGAGAAGUUAAAAAUCAUGACAGUGUAAAUAGAGGUUUUGUUUUCUAUUUAACUUUAUCUGCUUUAAGCUAAAUUUAGGGUUCUUCACCAUAUUAAGAUGAGAAACAAAAUAUUCUUAACAAACAAGUAUUGAAAAAUAGGAAGGGAUGUUGUUGGAGUUUAGUUUUUAAAUUGACAGUGAUACUUCCAGUCACAUAUAUGUAGACACACUGAGGUCAUACUGUAAGAAAAUGCUGUUAGGGUGUCUCCAAACUCUAUGAGCCUUAAGUUUUAACUUAAAGGAAGGCAUAUCUGAAACAGCAUAGCUAUUGCUUUUAGGUGUAGUUUUAUGUAACCCAUAGUUGCACAGCUCUCCAUGAAGAUGUAACUGCUCUGUCAGAUGCACACAUCUCUGUGAAGGUGAGGUGUGUAUGACCCAGCAGGCUCAGAUUCCAAGAUAAGGCCUUACAGACUUGAAUCAUGCUUAUGCCCCUGGUCUUACGGGUUAUUUUUAAAAAUCCUCUUCAGAUGCCAUCUGAAAACUUGUUGACUACCUUUGUUACACAAAUUCCUAUUUUAAUAUUACAUAGUAAUGAUUUUCUAGUUCGUGCACUCCCAUUCCUCUCCAUGUGAAUAUAGCAGUUUUGUUUUUAUUUCCAGUAUCUUGGACCAGAACAAUAAAACAGUCAAGAUAUAGUUUUAAUAAGGUCAUAUGCUAUAUAAAGUUAAUGUCAUAUAAAUUAUGAAGUGAUAUAUAGACCUUUACAUAAAAACUUAGAUACCUCAGUGGUAUUUGAAAUAUAUAUAUUCUUUCCCUCUUUUUUUCAAAUUUUAUUUAUAUCCUCUUAGCUGUCUAAGUAGUAUAUAUCCCAUACUCAGGUUAGCUAUCAAAAGAAUUAAACGUUUUGAUAUUUAGUUGCAAAUUUACUUAAAGCCAUAUAUUGAUUAUCUUCCUUAUGAAAAACUGUUGACCUUAAUGAUCAGGUUGGUUUAGCACAACACUGUGUAUUGUAUGUAUGUGUGCAUUUCUGUAUAGGUGUGUUUGAAAUAUGUUUGUCUCCAAAAUGGGAGGGAUAGCAAAUUGAGGAUAGGAAAGAUUUUUAGGUUAAAUGUUUAAAGAAUUUAAUUAAUGCACACAAGAACUUUUUUCUAGAUUCAGUUCUAUGGCAGGUAAAGGUUUUUUUUUUUGUUUUUUUUUUUGUAAAUAAUUAGCAUUGUUUGGUAAACUUGCUUUCAGCUUUUUUGGGGGGGGGUGGUAGGGAGGGACAGUUUAUUGAUAUGUAAAGCAAUUAUUUAUAUUUAGCCAAGGUACAGAUUUGUUUUUGGCAUUUGAGAGGCUAUUUUCCUUGUCUUCCACCUUUCAAUAAAUACUAAGAUUGAUAACCACAA